Molecule: messenger RNA, 6174 nt
Organism: Clarias gariepinus (North African catfish)
Lineage: Eukaryota; Metazoa; Chordata; Actinopteri; Siluriformes; Clariidae
Gene: xrn1
Product: 5'-3' exoribonuclease 1
Exons: 40
Coding region: 138-5135 (1665 amino acids)
Biological process (GO): rRNA catabolic process; nuclear-transcribed mRNA catabolic process
Cellular component (GO): nucleus
Molecular function (GO): RNA binding; 5'-3' RNA exonuclease activity
Source: RefSeq, a predicted model, not a curated record
ACAACCUGAAGCGUAACCUGCUAGCUGCAACCCAACACAGUAACACCAGGCUAGCUAUCAAAGUUUAUGCAGCUCUUCACCUCCGUCUCAGAGAUUUAUUUUCCGAUUAUUAGAUUUUUGUUGUUUUUCUCGGGAAGAUGGGGGUCCCUAAGUUUUACCGAUGGAUUUCAGAGCGAUAUCCGUGUCUGAGUGAAGUUGUGAAAGAGCACCAGAUUCCAGAGUUUGAUAAUCUGUACCUGGACAUGAACGGGAUCAUCCACCAGUGCUCACACCCCAAUGAUGAGGACGUGCACUUCCGUAUCACAGAGGAGAAGAUCUUCGCUGACAUCUUCCACUACCUUGAAGUGCUCUUUCGCAUCAUCAAGCCCAGGAAGGUGUUCUUCAUGGCCGUGGACGGCGUCGCACCCAGGGCCAAAAUGAACCAGCAGCGUGGCAGGAGAUUCAGAUCAGCAAAGGAAGCAGAGGAGAAGAUAAAGAAGGCCCUGGAGAAGGGUGAGGUUUUACCCACUGAGGCUCGAUUCGACUCCAACUGCAUCACGCCUGGUACGGAGUUCAUGGUCCGGCUUCAAGAGCAGCUAAAAUACUUUGUACAGCAGAAGCUCUCCACAGACCGAAUGUGGCAGGGAGUGAGAGUCUACCUGUCUGGUCACGAGACUCCAGGAGAGGGAGAGCACAAGAUUAUGGAGUUCAUCCGCUCUGAGAUCGCCACAUCGGGUCAUGACCCAAACACACGGCACUGUCUGUACGGCCUGGACGCUGAUCUGAUAAUGUUGGGUCUGACGAGUCACGAGCCUCACUUCUCACUGCUCAGAGAGGAGGUACGCUUCGGGGGGAAGAAGAACCAGAAGAGGAUAACGGCUCCAGAGGAGACGACGUUCCACCUGCUGCACCUCUCCCUCAUGAGGGAGUACAUCGGCUACGAGUUCUCUCCACUCAGGGAGAGGAUCUCGUUCGGGUAUGAUGUGGAGCGGAUUAUAGACGACUGGAUCCUGAUGGGCUUCCUGGUGGGAAACGACUUCAUCCCCCAUCUCCCCCACCUGCACAUCAACCAGGAUGCUCUGUCUCUGCUCUACAGGACCUACAUCGCCGUCCUGCCCACGCUUGGGGGAUACCUGAAUGAAAAUGGUCAUCUAAACCUGGCUCACUUCGAAAAGUACCUCGAGAAACUGGCAGAGUUCGACCGUGAGCACUUCAGUGAGGUGUUUGUGGACCUGAAGUGGUUCGAGAGUAAAGUGGGGAACAAAUAUGUGAAUGAAGCAGCCGGUCUCGCCGCUGAGGAGGAGCUGGGCAGGCAGGGCAGGAGGAACAAGGUGUGUAAAGACUCUCUCAGUCUGGCAGCUUUAGAUGGAGAACAAGAUUCACCCUGUUCUACAGGAAAAGAAGGUGGUGAGGAGGACGGCGAGGAGGAGGACAUGUUUGAGACGGAGUUCCGGCAGUAUAAGAGAACGUACUACAUGACCAAGAUGGACGUGGAGGUCGUCUCUGAUGAGUUUUUGGCCGGUCAGGCUCGCUGCUACGUGGAGGGAAUCCAGUGGAUCCUGCAUUAUUACUAUCACGGAGUUCAGUCCUGGAGCUGGUAUUACCCGUAUCACUACGCACCUUUCCUCUCAGACGUGAGGGACAUCGCUAACCUCAAGUUGACCUUUGACCUGGGGAAACCCUUCAUGCCCUUUGAACAGCUGCUGGCGGUUUUACCCUCAGCUAGCAAAGAGCUGCUGCCUAAAUCAUACCAGGACCUGAUGAUGUCUCAGAGCUCCCCGAUUAUCGAGUACUACCCUGUGGACUUCAGGACGGACCUGAACGGGAAGCAGCAGGAGUGGGAGGCCGUCGUCCUCAUCCCCUUCAUUGACGAGAAUCGCUUGCUGGCAGCCAUGGCCCCGUGCACAGACACUCUGAGUAAAUCUGAGCGAGAGAGGAAUCGACACAGUGAGUGUGCAGUGUACUUUUACGACAAAGAGCUCGACUUCACACUCGUAUCUCCACUACCUGAGGUGUUUCCUAACGUCAUACACUGCCACGCCAGGUCGAUGUCCAUCCCCAUGGACGCCUGGCGAGUGUCUCUUGAUGUCGUCAGACGCAGAAUCGAUAAGAGCAUGCUGUAUUUCUGCGGCUUUCCCACCCUACAGCACAUCCACCAUAAAUUCUAUAAAAAGAAGUGCGGCGUGGUCGUGUUCCAGCAGAGCAGCCGAGGAGAAAACAUGAUGCUGGAGAUUUUAACCAACCAGCAGGAGGAGCCGGUUUUGGAGAACGUCGCAGCACUUGUGUUGGGAAAGUGUGUGUUUGUGAACUGGCCUCACCUGGAGGAGGCGCGUGUGAUCGCCGUAUCAGACGGAGAGACAAAGUUUUUCCUGGAGGAGACGGCUGGAGUACAGAAGCUGUACGAGAACACGCCUCCCCCCAUUAAAGUGGUGUAUCUGAGCGAUAAAGAGCAGAAGGAGUGGGUUAAAGAGGUGCAGGGCCUCACUGAGCACCAUCAUAAGCGUAAGGGUGUGGUGAUAAACGAGACGUCUGUGGUGAUCUACGCUCAGCUCCUUACAGGGAGGAAGUAUGUCAUCUCCCCGAGCGGUCAGGUCAAUCUGGAGAAACAGUGGGCCAGACAGAUCCUGCCCUUCGCUUACCAAACCAUCGUUAAGGACAUCAAGGCCUUCGAUUCGUCCAUGUCUCGGUUUAAGACGCUGGAGGAGCUUUUCCCCGUCUCCACCACAGUGUUCAUGGUGGGAAGCCCAUAUUACGGAGCGAUGGGAGAGGUGCAAGAUUCGAGUGAUGUCAUCACUGAGGGACGUGUACGUGUGGUCUUCACUAUGCCGUGUGAACCUCACCUCGAUGCCUUAAUUCAGAACCAGCAUAAAUACUCGAUAAAGUACAGUCCCGGCUACGUCCUGGCCUCACGCCUCGGCAUCACCAGCUACCUCGUCUCCAGGUUCUCCGGGAGCAUCUUCAUCGGCAGAGGGUCCAAGAGGAAUCCUCAUGGUGAGCAGAGAGCCAACGUUGGUCUGAAUCUGAAGUUUAACAAGAAGAACGAGGAGGUCCCGGGCUACACCAAGAGAACGGAGAAGGAGUGGCUGUACUCGGCCGCAGUAGAGGAGCUGUUAGCCGAGUAUCUGGAGCGAUUCUCAGAGGUGUUCGACUACGUGUCCAGGAACAGCCACGACGACUUAUUUUAUGAGGACGAUAUCUGGCCAGGAGAGGACGAGAAUGGAGCAGAAAAGGUUCAGGAAAUCACCACCUGGUUGAAGACUCAUCCCGUAAGCUCUUCCUCCCGAGCGUCAUGUGACCUCCAGAUUUUGGACACAGGCAUUGUGGGAAAGAUUGAGGAAGAGCUGGAGAAGGUUAAGAUGAAGAAGAGCAACAAGAAAGUGCGCGUGACUGUGAAGCCUCACCUGCUGUUCCAGCCCCUGGAGCAGCAGCACGGUGUGGUUCCUGACCCUGAUGCAGAGUAUCACCUUUUUGACCGCGUCAUUAACGUCAGGGAGAAUUUCUCCGUCCCGCUCGGCCUCAGAGGAACCAUCAUCGGCAUCAAAGGAGCCGAUCGAGAGGCUGAAGUUUUGUAUGAGGUUCUGUUUGAUGAGGAGUUUGCAGGAGGACUCACCAUCAGGUGCUCUGCUGGCAAAGGUUACAGACUUCCUCCUUGUGCCUUAAUCAAUCUGAGUCACGGACAGCGUCAGGAGCAAAACCCUCACAAGCUCACCGCCAUCGUCAAACCGCAGCCCUCCUCUUCCUCCUCCUCGUCACCGCACACACACUCACACACACACAAACACCAGCUGGACGGCCUGAACCACUCGCCACGCUCACCGUUUAAACCUGCACAGCAGAACAGCAGGCAGGCUCUCAGAGGCGACACUCAGGGACACAGAGACUCUCCUCAAAAAGGCCUGAACCAAAAAACACAGCACAAGGGCUCUGUGAAUAAGGAGGAGGACUUCAGUAACGUGUGGCAGUCUCUUCAGUCUUCAGCGCUGCCUCAGAAACCACCAGCUCACUGGCAAAACCAUGGUCAGACUGGCAGCAUCAGGUUACUGAAGAGGAACGAAGACCUGAACGCAGUCUCUCCACAGAAGCCUUCCAGCAAGGUCACCCCAGAGUUCCAGGAGCUGAUCGCCAACCUGAAACUCUCAAAGGAAGCCGAGGGUUCGAGAAGUUCUCCGGUUCGAGAGCGUGUGGAUGAGGAGGAGAAACCGCUGUCUCCUCAGUCCUUCGCCAUGAUGGGUACCAUGAUGCUGAAAGAGAUGUUGAAGAUUGACAGUUCAGCAUCUGCAUGCCCCGCCCCUAACUCCACCCCUCCGAACCCCUCCAAUCCUGGAACUCAGCAGCAGAACCGCAGACGUUCCUCUAAAAAACUGGGUGUUAACGAUGUUCUCGUCCCAGCGGCGAGGAUGAACUCGGCUCCGGGGGAUCCCGCCGCCCCCCCUCUCCUGCCCUGCAUGGCUGCUGAGCUCGGCCGAGUGUGUGUGGGGCUGAACAUGGGGCCGCCCGAGUUCACCUUCCUACGAAACAGACAGGGUCUGACGGUGUGUCAGGUGAAACUGUCCAAUGGUCUCCUGCUUCAUGGCCCACAAUGUCAGUCUGAAACUGAAGCCAAGGAGAAAGCAGCACUCUUCACUCUACAGCGUCUGAACUCCGUGGGCUCGUUCCCUCUUGCUCCUCCUCCUCUGUUCGGCGGGAUGCAGCCGAUGCGUCCAAUCGCUCCUCAUCCUCAGGUGUUCACACAGCCUCCAGGUGGUCUUCUGAUGCCCCCUCAAGGUUACCCUCCUCUGCCAUGGGGGGUCCAGUUCCCCCCACAGGGACAGCCAUUUUUCGGCGGGACCUUUCCUGGAGCUCGAGCAGCCCCGCCCCACGUCGGAUCUCACAACCAGUUCAUCCCACUGCAGGUGACUAAGAAACGAGUUUCAGGCCGGAAGAACCAAGACGCAAGGCCGGACUUUGGGAACGCCGCUCGACCUGAAAACGCUGAAACCUCGUACCCUGCGUCUGCGAGUCCCUUCACCCACAAAACCCCUCCACCAAUCAGCAUGCAGGAUUCCGAGAGCCCGCCCAAACAACCCUCCAAACCAACACACGGCCCAAGCUCCGCCUCCAAACGUAAACAGAGGAAACUGGCGGUGAACUUCGACGCUGCCAAAGUGACGGACUGAAUCAUGAAGUAGCUCCGCCUCUUCCUCUUCCUACUGGGUUUUUUUUUUCUUCUUUUUUUCGGGUUUUACAAUGGAUAUUUUUUAAACAUCAUAAUUAUGCAGCAUCCGGGAGGAAACAGUGAUUUAAAGGUCUAAACCUGUAUUACAUCAAAUAUUGUGAUCUUUUUUUUUUUUUUUUGUUAAGAGAGUAUUUCUUUUAAACUUUAAUCCAGGUUAAUUUCAGGAGCAGAAUGAUCUUCACGACUCUCGCUUUCCGAAUUUAAAUUGCGCUUUUAUUCCCAUUGAUUGUUAUUGUUUUUCAAACUCUGGGUUUUUAAUGUUUCUUGCAUAUUUGAAUGGUUAUUUUUCUAAUCGCAGCACACUAAAAACAAAUUCAAUAUUACUGUUUGAUUUGUUUUUAAUCCACAAUCCCAGCUACGAUCCUGCAGUUACAGACAAUCAGAUUGGAUUUCGGGAAAACGCUGCUGUCCCUCACCACAUUCCAGAAAUCCAAAUAAGUUCAAACUUGGGCCUGAACUUGGCGUGUAGAAGGGCGUGUCUGCUUAUGUCUUUCUGACCAAUAAGCGACUUUAUGCAAAUGAGAAUGCUGUUCUCAGCCAAUCAGAGGAAAUGCUGUUUGGCAAAACUUGCAACAAAGUAACUUGAGCAGAGUGUAGCACAUCUACAGUUAAACCUGUACAGGAUCUAUUUCGCAGCUCGGUCAGAUACCCGGUUCAGUCCUUCUCUCUGUAAAACGCUUCGGUUUGCAUUUUAAAAUUUUGGUAUUUGAAUUUUAUCAUCUUUUCUUUCUUUCUUUCUUUUUUUUAAAAAAAGAAAAGCAGUCUCUCUUACCAGCAGCUCUGUACACUGUAGGAUUUUUUUUUCCUUGGGAUGCGUCACACAUCCAGCGUCCAUUUUCAUUCGUGGACUGGGAACUGCGUCCGUGUGCAGUGGUAUUUUGAAAUGAACUUGAACCAGAUUCAUAGAAGAAUUAAACUGUGGCUCCCGGUUUGGGAAGUGCUGUAUAUAGAUCUUUAAUAAACUACUUUUGUUAUCAGCA